GUGGACACAAUAAGUUCAAGGCAGCGUUGGACACUGACACCUUUGCAACUUCAAAUUCUAGAGCGGAUAUUUGAAGCUGGAACAGGAACUCCAAGCAAGGAAAAGAUAAAGGAGAUAACUGCGGAUUUAAGCAAGCACGGGCAGAUUUCUGAGACCAAUGUAUAUAAUUGGUUUCAGAAUAGGCGCUCUAGGUCAAAGAGAAAGCAGCAGAGUGCAGCGCCUAGUAGUGUUAAUGCUGAAUCAGAAGUGGAGAAUGAGGUUGAUUCCAAUGAUAAGAAAAUUAUACUGGAUGAGUUUGUUGCGCCUCAGCCUGCUGAAAAAUUGAGCUUCCAAAACCUUCAAGUGUGCUCGGAUUUGCAGUACUUCAAUCCUGAAUCGGAUGACAGUUUGCGACCGGCUAGACACUUUGAUCAUGGGCCUGUUUUUGAUGGGAUGCUAUCAAACUCAAGUAUGUUGCUUACUUAUAUUGUGCCUUCUUUUUUUCCAUGUUUUGAUACACUGACAUGUGUUGGACAUUGGACACGCCUUCGAUCUGAAAUACCGCCGCCGUGGAAGAAAUUUUACAAUCGCCAUAGGCAAUUUGUGAAGGGAUGCCUGCCAUUGAGGCGCUAUAGGCUGCACAAGCGUGUUUAUAUGGAGGAUUGUGGCCUUCCAUCAUUGGUCAUUCACAACACUGCUUGUUAUGAACCUUGGCCAAUUUAG
Molecule: messenger RNA, 702 nt
Organism: Cicer arietinum (chickpea)
Lineage: Eukaryota; Viridiplantae; Streptophyta; Magnoliopsida; Fabales; Fabaceae
Source: RefSeq, a predicted model, not a curated record